ACUCUUUUGUUUCUCUCGGUUACCAAACUGAAUAGUACAGUUAUGUCCAUAAUUAUUAAAAUUAAUAAAAUUUUCAUUCAAUUUUAAAUAGCUACAUAAAUUGAAUACUGCAAUUCAAGAAAUGACAAAAUGAUGAACGAUGUUAGAAAAUAAUAAAGAAAUAUAAGAAAAUAUAGUGAUGAGAGACAGACGUUUUUUAAGCAUUUAUGUGAAUAUAUACGUUAUGUGCAACCUUAGAAGAAAUAUUUUGAAAUUGAGCUUCGUCACAAAUAGAUUCCGGCAAUUAUUACAUUUCAAGACAGUUAAGUUACAUCCAGCAAUGCAGGAUAAUACAAACUUGAAUGUAACAAAGUGGGAUCCUCUUAAGAUAUUUGAAUGUUCUUCACAAUAUAAAUAUGCUGUAAUUAUAUUGAAUCGUCCACUUCACUUAAACUAUGAUAUUUUGCUUCGAAUAUGGGAGAACGCACAGAUUAAUGUCACUGUUGACGGUGGAACAGAUAGAUGGCUGCAUUAUCUAGAAAUGCAAGAUAUAGAUCUUUUUGAUGGAAAACAUUUUCAAUAUGUACCAAACCUAAUUACUGGUGAUAUGGAUAGUUGUUCUUUUGAAAUUCUUGAAAAAUUAAAAUCUAUGGGUUCAACGAUCAUUGAGACACCUGAUCAAGAUCAUUCAGAUUAUACGAAAGCUUUGCUUCAAUUGAAACAAUAUGCUGACAAGAAAAAUAUAAAUUUGAAGGCAAUAUAUGUAUUUGUAGAAUCAUCUGGAAGAUUUGAUCAUAUUCUGGGAAAUAUUAAUACACUUUAUAAAAGUGGUAAACUUAUUGGCGAGAUACAGGUUAUUCAAGUUGCUAGCAAUUCAUUGACAUGGAUUUUGGAGCCUGGUUUUCAUAGCAUAUCAAUUCCUAAUGCUUUAGUGCAAAAUAGUAGUUGGUGUGGACUUAUACCGAUUGGAACACCUGUUAAUCAAAUAAGCACAACUGGCUUAAAAUGGAAUUUAAAAAAUACAACUAUGCAAUUUGGUGACCUUGUAAGUACUUCAAAUACAUAUGAUAACUGUUCUGAGGUAACUGUCAACACAGAUUCAAUACUGAUGUGGACGAUGGGUAUAGAACCACUUGUAAAAAGUAUGAUUAAUUAUAAAUCAUUAUUAUCAAAUACAGAUUGUCAUGAGUAAAUGACAUUUUUAUAUAAUUAAUGUUGUAAAUCUGAUAUACCUCAAGUUUCUAAAUACGAUAUAAAUAAUUUUUCUAUAUUUUCAGAAACAAAAAAUGAAAUUAAAAAGAGAACCGAUUCUUAAUAUAGUUUAGAAGUACUUAUGUACAUAAUGUAAUAUAUUAAUAUAUUCUUAUUUAUGUAUAUAUUAAUAUAUUAAUGUAAUAUGUCUCGAAUAUUAGUUUUAUUUUUCCAAACAUGAAAUAUAAGUAUAUGUGCAACUUAAGUUUUGAUACUAAAGUUCAUGUGAUAAUUUAAAUUUGUUUGGUAUAAAUUAACAAUAAUUAUGUAUGUACCAUUUACCAUGACACAAUUCAUAAAAAUAGAAAUAAUUAUUAGCAUUAUAUUACAGUACUUAAAUUGUGAAAGUUUUAAUAAAAGUUGAAAUAUUUUUUAAUAAAAGUUUAGUUAAAAAAUGUUAUUAAUCAACACAUGUGUGUUUUCUCAUAAACAAGAAUAAAAUAAUCAAUUUUGGAUUAAAUUGAUUGAUUAUAAAAUUAGUAUUAUAUAUAAGCAUUCCACAUACAUUUAAUAGUUUGAUAUUUGACCAAAACAAUACAACGUUAUUUUGGGAGAAAUAUUAUAUUUUUGAAUAGUCUGUUUGCAUAAGUAUAAUUCUUUGUUCGAGUUUGAAAAAAUUAUUACUUGAGAUUGAUAGAUUGCAUACGCAUUGGAUAACAGCAAAAUUUAAUUUAUGAGAAUUAUAUUACUAAUACGAAAUAAUAGUAUAAAUACUAAAAAUGAAUUAAUAUACAACAUUUAAGAAAUAUGAUAUUAGAAAGAUGUACGUUUUAUACAAUUUAUUUAAGUGGAUAUUAUUUCAUUUAUGGAUGUUUUAAACAAAUUUUUAAAUGCAUAGAAUACUUUCUAUUUUAGUUAUAUCAAUGUAUAAUAUAAUUGAUCAGGAAAAUGAAAAGUAAAAAUAAGAUAAUAUGUAU
This is a messenger RNA of Nomia melanderi (Alkali bee), 2147 nucleotides long. RefSeq names its product thiamine pyrophosphokinase 1. Gene Ontology annotation, molecular function: ATP binding; thiamine binding; thiamine diphosphokinase activity. The record is from RefSeq and is a predicted model, not a curated record. Lineage: Eukaryota; Metazoa; Arthropoda; Insecta; Hymenoptera; Halictidae. Gene Ontology annotation, biological process: thiamine metabolic process; thiamine diphosphate biosynthetic process.